AAAUAAUGAUCAAAUGUGCAAUUUACGUAUAAAACAGUACAAACUACAAAUAACAAUGGGAAGAGUAUGUUUAGUUAUGUAAAUGUAAACAGAACAUGGGGAAUGCUAAUAGGCUUAAAACUAUAACAGUGCAUGUGUGGAAAAAAAACAAAAAAAUGUCACAAAAAAAGAAGAAUCCAAAAAUAACAAAAUUAAACUUUAAAAAUAAAGGUUAACCACCAUUUUUUUUUAGAAUUUUAAAGGAAAAAUAAAAAGUUAAGGUUGAUGAGGGAAAAAAAAAAAGUCAAGAAAAAACAAUAUUUAAAACUGGGCACGAAACUCUCCACGGGAAUACCACAAUGGCGCCAUCUAGUGUCGAGACGCUUCAGCACACGGGAAGCGGAAUCUUUAAAACGGGAAGUCGUACAGCGAGUAAACCUGCACUCGAGUGUUGACGAGACUAUUUUAGAAAUGAAGUUGGCCACAAUUAUAUGGGAGUAAAUUAGUGCCACCGGGUUUUGAAUAUUUUCAACAGUUGCUAUAAUUCACUGUCUAAAAUUCACCGUCAGUGCCACCGGGCAGGGUUACGUCCGGUCAGAACCAAACAACAAUCGCAGUUACGCUUUCUUCGUCACGUGAAAAUAUAACUAAAAUUGUGAAACUGUACAAAAAGCAACUGUAAUUUAAUUCCACAUUUUCUACCAGGAAUGUAAUAGAAUACAACUACAAAUAAUAAAUCAUAAUUAAAAAAAAAAAAAAAACUCCAAGUCACACACAAAACCAAAGACAAGUUUACGUUGUGAAGUCACUCCUGAAUAUCGAUGUAAAAUUUAGGGGUCAAGAGCAAAGUUAUGAUUUGAUAUAGAGUGCAGUCACUUUUUGGGGUACAUUAAUAAUGUUUUAAUGCCGUGAGUAACAUCGAAACCUGCGCGGAUUCAGUCACAUUUGAAAUGAGAGAAAAGGGCGGCAUUGUGUUUAGCGACGUCAUAAAGGAGGAGAUUACUGAGUGACCGUCCCCGUUCCUCUCUCAGGUCCGCAGUCUGGUUAUAAGAGCCCCUGUUCGGCGGGCUAAGCCGGUAUCUGCCUACUUCGCGGCCAAGGAAGGAACAAAAUGUCAGGACGAGGAAAGGGAGGCAAAGGUCUGGGGAAAGGAGGCGCCAAGCGCCACCGCAAAGUCCUCCGGGACAACAUCCAGGGCAUCACCAAGCCCGCCAUCCGCCGCCUGGCUCGCCGCGGCGGGGUCAAGCGCAUCUCGGGGCUCAUCUACGAGGAGACCCGCGGCGUGCUGAAGGUCUUCCUGGAGAACGUCAUCCGCGACGCCGUCACCUACACCGAGCACGCCAAGAGGAAGACCGUCACCGCCAUGGACGUGGUCUACGCCCUCAAGCGCCAGGGACGCACCCUGUACGGCUUCGGCGGCUGAGCUCGGAACUGUCUUCGUCAACCGAAUCAAAACCAAAAAGGUCCUUUUGAGGACCGCACAGAUAAUCUACAAGGGCCGUUCUGUAUCCGCCAUGUUAAAAUAAUUUGGAAGGUUAGCUCCGUUCUAGUAGUGUACGCACGAGCCCGCUCUUCUGACGUGUUUUCCGGUGGAAUGCUUAUCGAGAUCCCACGCUGUUGCCAUCUACUGGCCAACAUGAGUACUACUGGUUAAAAAAAAAAAAAAACACAAAUGGACCCGCAUUUAAUUUCUGUCCCGUGCUGCCUCUACUUUUAUUUCGGAAAUUGAAAUUUAAUUCAUAGAGCUAUUUGAUAUACAAAUAUAUCUUAAUAAUUAAGAGUACAUACAUAGUUCUACUCAAAAAGUAAGACUUGUAUAAUUCGCCAUCUCGACUACGUACCAGUUGAGAAACAUUAAAAAUAAUUUUAAUGUAUGAUCAGCUGCAAACUACGUAUUUAUAGGAAGCAAAUUUUCUAGUCUUUUUCAUUGUAGUACACCAACAAUAUUUUCGAUCAUAUUACUGCAAUACUUGAACUGCCAGUUAGUUAAUAUACGUAAUAUACUGCAGUGUGAUAUAGCGGCUUGCCACUAGAUGGCGCGCUAGCAUUUUGGACACCCACUGUGGUCAAAAGCGUGGAGGAAAACAAGAUGGGAGUGAAAUAAAAUUGUCUAAUGAAGAGAAGAAAUGCAAUCUGCUUCCUCGGAAACAUGCACAAUAAAAUCCGGUGACAUUUAUUUGAUUUGUACUGUUAAUAAAGGGUUUCGACAAUGAU
This is a messenger RNA of Syngnathoides biaculeatus (alligator pipefish), 2193 nucleotides long. RefSeq names its product histone H4. Gene Ontology annotation, molecular function: structural constituent of chromatin; DNA binding; protein heterodimerization activity. Gene Ontology annotation, biological process: nucleosome assembly. Bases 1091 to 1402 code for a protein of 103 amino acids. Lineage: Eukaryota; Metazoa; Chordata; Actinopteri; Syngnathiformes; Syngnathidae. The record is from RefSeq and is a predicted model, not a curated record. The transcript has a single exon. Gene Ontology annotation, cellular component: nucleosome.